AUGUCUCAAAACUUGGGCGAAUGGGCCCUCCUCCACCUCAUCCCCCUUCACCCCCCGCUCUCGACGGCCAUGGCUGCUCCACACACUCCUCUUCCUGUUUCUGAACUUUUGAGAAAACUCAACGACAGCGACUUCCAACUCUUCCUCGUCAUCGAUAAAGGGCCCGCCGAAGACCUGCAUAAAUUCCAGAACGAAUGGCAUAAUCUCCUCAGUGAUGCAUUUACCAUGAUGAACGAUAAAGUGGCGGAGUAUGUCCAUUGCGCGGCGUUCCAAUUGGCAGUGGAUAUGAAGGAAAUUCGGUCCUACAUGCCUGUGAGCCGUCACGCUCCGAUUUUGGACCAGAUGGUGGCGCAUUGCUUUGAGGUCAUGCGUACCUGUCACACCCACUUUCCCCGCACCCUGAGCAUGAUGGACGAGGACAGCGCCGACGAAAUAACCCGACGCGUACGCAACCAGCUCGCCAAGGCAUACUUAUAUAACCACAAGGUCAAGUACGAUAACCCGUCGGUUGAUGUGGCCGCUUACCAAACAAUCUAUAACUCGAUCUAUGGGGGGAACGUGGGAUACAACAUCUAUGCGUUUGGGGCCGCCGCCGCAGUUCGAGCCUCGUCCAAGGUUGAAUGGGAUACCCGACCUAGCCCAGAGGACAUCCGCUUCUUCGCCUGCAACGAGGCCUAUGACCUUUGUGUCGCGUGCCGCAUUGGCAUAAGUGAAAUGCAGAAGGCUAUCAACCACGCCGCUCUGGAGAUCAUGAAGAUUGCGAAGACGAGGACGUACAAUCAAUUCCGGUACUAG
Molecule: messenger RNA, 795 nt
Organism: Epithele typhae
Lineage: Eukaryota; Fungi; Basidiomycota; Agaricomycetes; Polyporales; Epitheliaceae
Exons: 3
Coding region: 1-795 (264 amino acids)
Source: RefSeq, a predicted model, not a curated record